Molecule: messenger RNA, 782 nt
Organism: Camelina sativa (false flax)
Lineage: Eukaryota; Viridiplantae; Streptophyta; Magnoliopsida; Brassicales; Brassicaceae
Product: cyclic phosphodiesterase
Biological process (GO): cyclic nucleotide metabolic process
Molecular function (GO): 2',3'-cyclic-nucleotide 3'-phosphodiesterase activity
Source: RefSeq, a predicted model, not a curated record
AACUAAAUGACUUUUGAAAGUUUUUCCCUGAUUAUCAAAUAAUAAAUAUGACUUCUCUCAGCAUAUUUUGGGAUCAAAGAGCAUUGACCGAUCCAUGGAGGAGGUGAAGGAGGACGUAUACUCGUUGUGGGCAUUACCAGAUGAGGAAUCAGAGCCGAGAUUCAGAAAGCUUAUGGAAGCUCUGAGAUCUGAAUUCACUGGCGCUAGUUUCGAGCCUCACGUCACCGUCGCCGUAGCCACUCUGACUGCAGAGGAAGCCAAGAAGUUGUUCGAAUCAGCUUGCGACGGUCUUAAAUCUUACACAGCCACCGUUGAUCGCGUCUCCACUGGAACUUUCUUUUUUCAAUGCGUUUACUUGCUUCUCCAGUCCACCCCAGAGGUAAUGGAAGCUGGUGAACACUGUAAGAACCAUUUCAAUUCCUCCACUGCCACACCCACACCUUACAUGCCGCAUUUGAGCUUGCUUUACGCCGAGUUAACAAAAGAAGAGAAGAAGAAAGCGCAGGAGAAAGCUUACACACUCGAUAACUCCCUCGAUGGCCUGAGUUUCCGGUUAAACCGACUCGCUUUAUACAAAACUGAUACCGAAGACAAGACUCUAGAGUCGUGGGAGAGGGUGGCUGUAUGCAAUCUCAGUCCUUAAGAAAUACAACGAGUUUGGUUCUGACUCUGUGAUAAUAAGGUUUCGAUAAACUUACUUUGGAGCAAUGUAUCGUUUCUCUCUAAAGAUUGAAUAAAUAAUGUUACUUUAUAAUACAACUCCGCGACGUAUUACAAAAACC